Messenger RNA from Elgaria multicarinata webbii, 2071 nucleotides. RefSeq names its product gap junction gamma-1 protein-like. Gene Ontology annotation, cellular component: connexin complex. The transcript is spliced from 3 exons. The record is from RefSeq and is a predicted model, not a curated record. NCBI's taxonomy places the organism in Eukaryota, Metazoa, Chordata, Lepidosauria, Squamata, Anguidae. Bases 84 to 1235 code for a protein of 383 amino acids. Gene Ontology annotation, biological process: cell-cell signaling. Gene Ontology annotation, molecular function: gap junction channel activity.
GGCGGGAGAAGAGGGAUUACAGCAAGGCGGGAGUCUUUGUGAGGUCCGUCCAGGAACGAUCGCACUGCCUGCGCUGAGCCAGGAUGAGUUGGAGUUUCUUGACGCGCCUCCUGGAGGAGAUCAACCAGCACUCGACCUUUGUGGGAAAGGUGUGGCUGACGGUGCUGAUUGUCUUCCGCAUUGUGUUGACUGCUGUGGGUGGCGAGUCCAUCUACUAUGACGAGCAGAGCAAGUUUGUGUGCAACACGCAGCAGCCCGGCUGUGAGAAUGUCUGCUACGAUGCCUUUGCGCCACUCUCGCACGUCCGUUUCUGGAUCUUCCAGAUCAUCAUGAUUGCCACCCCCUCGGUGAUGUACCUGGGCUUUGCGCUGCACCGGCUCUCGCGCCAGCCCCCUCGGAAACGCCGAGCGCCCGUGGUGCACCGCGGCGCCGUCCGCGACUAUGAGGAGGCAGAGGACAAUGGCGAGGAGGACCCCAUGAUCUUUGAGGAGGUGGAGCCCGAGAGGGAAGUGAAGGAGCCCGAGAGCCAGAAACACGACGGGCGGCGGCGAAUCAAGAACGACGGGCUGAUGACGGCGUACGUGCUGCAGUUGCUGUGCCGCUCGGUGUUUGAGGUGGGCUUUCUGUUUGGGCAGUAUGUGCUGUAUCGCUUCGAGGUGAUCCCCUCGUACGUGUGCACCCGCAGCCCCUGCCCCCACACCGUGGAUUGCUUCGUCUCCCGCCCCACCGAGAAAACCAUCUUCCUCCUCAUCAUGUACGCUGUGAGCUGCCUUUGCCUGCUGCUCAAUGUCUGUGAGCUCUUCCACCUGGGCUUUGGCGGGAUCCGGGACGCGUUCCGUAGCUUCAACCAGGAUGCUGGAGUGCCCCCCAAGCCCCAGUAUGGCCGCAGGGAUCCCACGGCACCCCCCACCUACCAUUCCCUCAAGAAGGAGCCCUCCAAGAGCCAGCUCGGCAAGGACAAAUUGGCCUAUGGAGGGGAGAGCUUGGCUGGUGUGGCAGCAGAGCGCUACGGUGCCUCCUCGGGCCUCCGGAACCAUGAGGUGGAGCGACUGCGCAAGCACCUCCGGUUGGCACAGGAGCAUUUGGAAAUGGCUUUCCAGCUGCAGCCGGAGGACACAGCCAGCCCGUCGCGCAGUAGCAGCCCCGGUUCUAAUGGGCUGGCUGCAGAACAGAACCGGCUCAACUUGGCACACGAGAAAGAAGGUGCAGCCUGCGAGCGAACUACUGGUAUCUGAAACACUGGGCAGCCGCACAGAUGACAACAGGACGUGUCUGUGGAGAAUUGGCAGCAUGUGAAUGUGUGCUCCUAGCCUGAAGUUUGGAAACGCCCCAACAGAGGGGGUGGGGUGGGAUGUUGAUGUCCUCUUGUUCUUGUUGGGUUGUGGGUGAGAGGAGGGGACGGAUAUGAGCCUCUGUGUCCGCGCCUCCUGAGGUUGGGAGGCCAUAAUGGGCUACCUUCAGAAGUCUAACUCUAUGUAUGUAUGUAUGUGAGUGCGUGUCUUUUUUUUUUUAAAGGGGUCUAAAAGGGAAACUUAUUUUUUUACUUUUAUACGUGUUGUAGAGGUACUAUUUUGUCUCAUCUAUGGGGUGUUCUGUCUUGUUUUUCUCUAGCAGGACUGGAUAGGUAGCAAUAUGACAGCUGCCUCCCCGCCCUCCCCUUUUCCAGUUGCGGUUUACUGUAUAUUUGUGGGGUGGAGUCAGGGGAGAGAAGAAUAACGUUCACAACUUCCCAGGUUUGUCUUCACAGCCAUACACAACCUGGCCUCGGCCUCUUUCUCUUUCCCUCUCCCCUGACACCAGAUUACAGAGACAAUUGGUGGUUGGGCCAAAGAUCAUUCUCCUACAUUCCGAGAUGCUGGCUUUUGGACAGCAUCUGCCUUCCUGCCCUCUGUGGGGUGCUGGGCUGGGUUCCCUCCUGAAUUGCGGUGGAACUACAGUCACAUUUGGAUCAUCUCAGAUAUCGACAUGAAAUGUGUUUGUAUUUUUUGUAUUUUUUUAAGAAAAUAAUUUACUGGAAUAGUUAUGAAACUGUUUUGCUCUUUUGUAUAAAUAUAUAAAUAUAUAUAUUUGG